AAAACAAUUAUCAGAAAUCAAAAGUUUGAAAAUGCCUGAACAAUAUUGCAAACAAAUUUUAUUAAAAAAAAAAUUAUUGUAAAGUUAGGAGGAAUAACAAUUUCCUUCUUGUCAAUAAAACAGGAAUCAACAUUCCCAAAUUACCUUAAGGUGUUCUAUUCGGAACCGUUAAGAUUACGCCACGUGACAAACAAGCAAUAGAGAAAAACGGUUUGUAUUUAUUUAUUUAUUUUAUUCUAUAUAUAUAAAACUAUUAUUGUUUUUCUCGUACCCUUUGCGUCGUAAACACCCUUGUUGUUUACCUGUGAUACUGUCGACUUCGAGGAUCCUCCUCCGUCGCCGGAAAAUUCCAGAUUUGAACGGAGAAUUACUGGAAUCGCCGAUGAUGGACGGUUCGAUUCCGACUGAGAAUGGCUCCGUUUCCUCUGAUCGCGAUGGAUCCGCUCUGAUAUUCCUCGGAACGGGAUGUUCGAGCGCGGUCCCUAACGCAAUGUGCUUGAUCCAGCAAUCCGAUAGUCCCUGCUACGUUUGCUCUCAGUCUCUCUCGAUCCCUCCAGAGCGAAACCCUAAUUACAGGGGAAACACUUCACUGCUCAUUGAUUUUUGCCAAAGUGACGGCAAACAUAAAUACAUUCAAAUCGAUGUGGGGAAAACAUUCAGGGAACAAGUCCUUCGUUGGUUUACUCUUCACAAGAUUCCUCAAGUUGAUUCUAUAAUUUUGACACAUGAGCAUGCUGAUGCAGUACUUGGCCUGGAUGAUAUACGUUCAGUGCAACCAUUUAGUCCUACCAAUGAUAUAGAUCCUACUCCAAUUUUCGUGAGCCAAUAUGCUAUGGACAGCCUUGCUGUGAAGUUCCCGUAUUUAGUUCAGAAGAAACUGAAAGAAGGCCAAGAAGUUAGGCGAGUAGCACAGUUGGAUUGGAGAGUUAUUGAAGAAGAUUGUGAGAAGCCAUUUGUAGCUUCAGAGUUAUCAUUCACACCACUUCCAGUGAUGCAUGGAGAAGACUAUGUCUGUCUUGGUUUCCUUUUUGGUGAAAAAUCUAGAGUGGCGUAUAUAUCUGAUGUAUCACGCUUUCCUCCAAACACCGAGUAUGCUAUAUCGAAGUCUGGUGGUGGACAAUUGGAUCUCCUUAUCUUGGAUACAUUAUAUAAGACAGGAUCCCACAACACCCACUUAUGUUUCCCACAGACACUCGACACAAUCAAAAGACUGAGUCCGAAAAGGGCUCUUUUAAUCGGAAUGACUCACGAGUUUGAUCACCACAAGGACAACGAGUUUCUUGAAGAAUGGUCUAAAAGGGAAGGGAUUCCAGUAAGACUUGCGCAUGAUGGCUUGAGAGUCCCAAUUGAUCUAUGAAGAGGCUGAAUAUCUAAAUCAGAAGUUUGAGGAUGCUUGUGUGGGUCUUCUUAUUCUUAAAAUACAAAGAGAGUGAGGGAGAUACAGAAAGGGAGAAGAGAGAAACAGUUUUCUUCAAAAUGCGUUUGCUCACAUGGCUUCAUAUCAAACAUUAUGACUAAAGAUUUUUUUUUUGUGUUAUUUUCACUUUAAGUUGGAAUUUAUUUUAUAUAGUUAGGAAUCUUUUGAUUUUUCCCCCUAUGAAAUAUACCUGUUAUAAUAAAAACAAAAGAAAGAAAUCAGUUCAUCUAAAUCUACUUAUGCUUACUACAUCACCAAUCCAUUUUUUACUUCUUAGAAAUUUCAAAAUAGAUUAUUGACUGUAUGAAACAUAACUGAAAGUUUCAAUUGUUGAUAAUAUCCUUCAGUAUGGCUGAUUAAGAAUAAGACACAUAUUUUACAGGUCACAAUCACUCAGGGAUAUAUAAAAAAAAUGGUCUUAAGCGUACGAGAUCACGAGACUGUUAGGACAUGUCAAAACUAGUUUGAAUUCGUGGAAAAUGAUGUAAGCACUUUUUAAGAUUCAAGUCUAGAUUUUUUUAUUUACAUGAUUUUUGUAUUAUUACUUCUUUUAAAUGAAACAACUACUUAAACUAGAGAUGUCUAAACGAGUUCGUUUGCGUCGAUAGGAUGGGGCAAAAGAAGUGGCAUGAUGCUGUAUGUCUGUCCGUUUAAGCUUCGGUUGACAUAUAUUAAAUUUUCAUUUGAGGCAAAAAAAAAAAUAUGUAUCACACAACCUUCGAUGAGUUUUAUUCAUCUCCAUCCACUGAGAUGUUCACAAAAGAAAGCUAAUUUAUAAUUCGAGCAACAACAAAUUUAAGUUUCA
Messenger RNA from Thlaspi arvense, 2222 nucleotides. The record is from the annotation of a GenBank genome assembly. Lineage: Eukaryota; Viridiplantae; Streptophyta; Magnoliopsida; Brassicales; Brassicaceae.